CAUAAAGUAACUAUUAUUAAUUCUACUUAAAUUUCAGUUUUGGUAAAAAACUCUAUAGAAAUGACUUGUGUUUUUCAUAUAACAUUAAGACCCAUUUUAUUUUUAAUGAAGUGUAUGGGUAUAAUUGAUAUUUCUUAUACCAUGGAAUCAACUGGAGUAUUGGUUGAGAAUAUAAACUCUACGUUUCCGGCAUUUUUAGAAAUAUCACGGAUGAUAGUGUUAUUGAUAUGCACUUAUAUUUAUUUAAGUCAAUACGACCCAGAAUUUUAUGUACUGCAAAUUAUAAAUAUUUUGAAAUUUUGGAAUGUAAUUAUCGCAGCAAGGCUAUACAAUUUUUGGAUAAUCAAAUUUAUCAAUGGAAUUAUCGAGUUUGACCAAAAAAUUGCACCACUUUCAUCACAUUUGUUGAUCCCUCAGCGUUCAUGGAAAAAAAUAAAAUGGGAUAUGAUUAUUAUUUCAUUAUUCGCAUACUUUAUUGGAUUUAAAAUUGUACAGUUGUACUUUAUUCCCUUGAAGGCUAUAAGUAUUGAAUUUUUGGUACACCAUAUAUUAUUCAAUAUACCUUUUCUUAUGGAUUAUGUGGUUGUGAUAUCUUUGUGUUUCUUCCUUCAAAAUAUAUAUGUCAGAUUCCAAACGGUCAACGAUCUUUGGAAAUGUCUACCUGCCGACUUAGUCCCAGUCUCCAACCAAUGGACACACAUCGAAAUUGUGCUUUUAAUGGAAAACACGCGGUUGUUACACGCUGAACUCUGCGAUUUGUUAAAAAUGUUUUCUCUAGGUUACGGUCCAAUGCUUUUGGGUUUCUUCAUAUUCAGCUUUAUCAAUAUGCUUAUCAGUGUUUAUAUAGUUCUCAACUUUGGUGCAUUAUUCAACAAAAAUUCCAUUACAAGUGUAUUUAAAAAAAUACUAGUGAUGUUAAUCUACGUACAAUGUGUCACGUUUUCGAUGUCCAUUAUCACAUUUGUUUCAUUCAUAAACGAGAAGAGAUUGGAGAUGGUAUCAUAUCUACGAUUAUACCGAAUUUCAAAUUUACACCUGGACAUAAAAAGACAAAUUAAAAUGUUUAUGAAUCAAAUAUCAGUUUGCGAUUCGGACCAAAUUUCGGCAUUUGGAUUUUUUAAUAUUAAUUUAAAUCUCGUUACAUCUGUACUUGUAUUAUUGAUUAGUGGAACUACCACGUUGAUACAAAUGAAAGAUCACCCAAUAAUACUGAAACUAAACAACGACACAUAUUCUUUUUUCAAAAAUUGA
Molecule: messenger RNA, 1251 nt
Organism: Acyrthosiphon pisum (pea aphid)
Lineage: Eukaryota; Metazoa; Arthropoda; Insecta; Hemiptera; Aphididae
Exons: 5
Coding region: 61-1251 (396 amino acids)
Biological process (GO): sensory perception of taste
Cellular component (GO): membrane
Source: RefSeq, a predicted model, not a curated record